Molecule: messenger RNA, 660 nt
Organism: Diabrotica virgifera virgifera (western corn rootworm)
Lineage: Eukaryota; Metazoa; Arthropoda; Insecta; Coleoptera; Chrysomelidae
Product: 14 kDa phosphohistidine phosphatase-like
Exons: 2
Coding region: 174-566 (130 amino acids)
Biological process (GO): peptidyl-histidine dephosphorylation
Cellular component (GO): cytosol
Molecular function (GO): protein histidine phosphatase activity
Source: RefSeq, a predicted model, not a curated record
UUUCUUUUUUAUCUGUCAAAUCGUAAAGAGAUGCACACCGGAAUAUGUUUUUGAAUAGAGGAGUAAUUUACAAAAGUAAAGGGCAAUAGCUGUUGAACGUUUCUCACUACGAUCAAGCGUGCUAGCGCAGAGCUGCUGCAAAGCGAGUCGAAGUUAUCACACCUCUAAGAAGAAUGGCUUCAGCAGUAAUUCCACAAGUCAAAGAUGUAGAUAUCGAUGCUUCAGGUGUAUUCAAGUACAUCCUUAUAAAACUGAGCAGCGCUGCCUCCGAUGGAAAACUCGUUGAUAAGCUGAUUGUUCGUGGUUAUGCUGAGUGCCCUUUCCAUGCCGAUAUUAACGAUCAAGUGACGUCUGAUCUGCAGAAACUGAAAUCGAGUAAGGUAAUACAAGAUUGGAGAACCAAGGUGUUGGGCGGAGGACGUAUUCAGCACGACCCUGAGGAUAAGAAGAUAUUGGUUUACGGGUAUUCUCAAGGUUAUGGAAAAGCUGAUCAUCAGUUAACUGUGGAUAUUUUGAAAACUGCUUAUCCUGAUUAUAGUAUUACUUACUCCGAUGAAGGAUAUUAGGAUUUAUGUUUAAUUUAGCAGUCAUUUGAAUUAUGAUUAAUAUUUAAUUUUUAUUUUGAUGUGGCAUUGAACUGAAUUAUAUAAGUUAAAAAGA